GGAUGACAGAAGCACAUGCUUGGUCUGUUUGAUUACUGGUUAGUUUGGGUUUCAUUCACUGCAGUAAGUCAUCAAGGUUUUCUUUUUCUUUCCCCAGUCGUGCUGAUCGGAGACUCUGGCGUUGGGAAGAGUAACCUCCUCUCCCGGUUCACGCGGAAUGAGUUCAACCUGGAGAGCAAGAGCACCAUCGGGGUGGAGUUCGCCACUCGCAGCAUCCAGGUGGAUGGCAAGACCAUCAAAGCACAGAUCUGGGACACAGCCGGGCAGGAGCGCUACCGGGCCAUCACCUCCGCGUACUACCGCGGAGCUGUGGGCGCCCUGCUGGUCUAUGACAUUGCCAAGCACCUGACGUAUGAAAAUGUGGAGCGCUGGCUAAAGGAGCUGAGAGACCAUGCUGACAGCAACAUCGUCAUCAUGCUGGUGGGCAACAAGAGCGACCUGCGCCACCUCCGGGCAGUGCCCACCGAUGAGGCAAAGGCUUUCGCUGAAAAGAAUGGCUUGUCCUUCAUCGAGACUUCUGCCUUGGAUUCAACAAAUGUAGAAACUGCUUUUCAAACCAUCCUAACAGAAAUCUAUCGCAUUGUGUCUCAGAAGCAAAUGUCAGACAGACACGAGAAUGAAAUGUCUCCGAGCAACAACGUCGUGCCCAUCCACGUCUCUCCCACCACCGAAAAUAACCCAAAGAUGCAGUGCUGUCAAAAUAUAUAAGUGUCUGAUCUCUGCAGUGCUGGAGGAUCUUUCUAUUCCCCAAGUCCAGGUUUUAAAUCUAUAACUAUUCUCCCUCCCUCCCCCUGACCCAUGUUUUAUUAGGACCUGCAGAUCUUCCCUGAAUUGUCUUAAUGUAUGGUUUUUGUUGGACUUGUAUUUUGUGGUCUAUCACAUGUUUAGUAAUAUGUUGUUAAGAGAUGUCCCACAUGCAGUGCGUGUCAUUUUGUGGCGCUUCUGUCGUGUUAGCAGCAGGCAGUACACACUGUGUGAACACUUAAACAGAACGGAAAUAGGAGAUGAGAUGGCAGACUGCCUAUGGUGUGGCAUGAAAAGAUGAUCUAUACAUAAAGACAACAUGUUUAGGGCCAAUAGAGCUGCUGUACCCACAACUACCAUUUGUAUAAUUAGUAACUACUGUAUCAUUAAUUUUUUUUUUACAUGGAUAACGUUAUAAUUUUUAACCUGCUUUCUUGCUUCUUUUGUCAAGUAUGGAAUAUAUUCUCCCCAGUUGUGAUCAUCAUGUAAAGCAAUGCUGUUGAUAAAGGCUGAAACUGUAGAUAACAAUGGUAGUACCUGGUGUGGAUGCUUCCUAUGAAACCGGAGAUGAUAACCUGAGAUCUAUACGCUGUGUGUCGGACCUGCCUCACCGGAGCACAGAGCAGCUUUCAUUGCUUAAAACAGGUAGCUAGGACAAGGCCUGCUCUUUGCAGUGCUCGCAAACAAAUGCAUGCAAUUCGACUGAAACCAAAGCACUAAUUCCUGUAGCUUCAAGGAUUCCUUGAAUUGUGCAUCAGUGAUGUGCUAAUUCGUUACUUGAGUAGUAUUCCUUUGUAACGCAUAACUACCAAGUUCAGAAAGUGAGUUCCCGUAACACUAACUUUCCGAUAAUCGGCUGCAUGUUAUAAUCUAACACAAUCACAGCCACUGGACUGUGUUUAUAUAUCCAGAUGAGCAUAUCUUAUAUCCUACACAGAGUUCAGAGUUUCAUACAGGGAUGGUCAUUAAUCAUUCCUGUGGAAUUUGCUCGUGAAUUGUGCAGGGAAUUGUUUUUAUACUUAUAAGCAGGAAACUUAAAAACGCAUAGAA
This is a messenger RNA of Polyodon spathula (Mississippi paddlefish), 1794 nucleotides long. Its product is annotated as ras-related protein Rab-11A-like. The transcript is spliced from 4 exons. Bases 16 to 708 code for a protein of 230 amino acids. Lineage: Eukaryota; Metazoa; Chordata; Actinopteri; Acipenseriformes; Polyodontidae. Gene Ontology annotation, cellular component: recycling endosome. The record is from RefSeq and is a predicted model, not a curated record. Gene Ontology annotation, biological process: exocytosis. Gene Ontology annotation, molecular function: GTP binding; GTPase activity.